Molecule: messenger RNA, 568 nt
Organism: Alosa sapidissima (American shad)
Lineage: Eukaryota; Metazoa; Chordata; Actinopteri; Clupeiformes; Clupeidae
Gene: sprb
Product: sepiapterin reductase b
Exons: 3
Coding region: 93-566 (157 amino acids)
Biological process (GO): tetrahydrobiopterin biosynthetic process
Molecular function (GO): sepiapterin reductase (NADP+) activity
Source: RefSeq, a predicted model, not a curated record
UGGAACACAGACAAUAUGCCUGGUUAACACAACUUUCAAACUCCCAAAGUGACAGAUACCCUUCCCAGAGACAUCACAAGACAUCCCUCAGAAUGGAAACAUCAGGUGAUCAGCUUGGGCCGAUAUUGCUAAGAACUUCUGAGACCUCUUGUAGCUCGGCCCUCAGCCUGACGGCUAGCCUGCUGCAGGCGUUUCCACGGCACCAGGGCCUUCGGCGGACUGUGAUAAACCUCAGCUCCCUCUGUGCACAGCAGGCUUUCCCCUCUUGGUUCCUCUACUGCACUGGCAAGGCCGCCCGCGACAUGAUGUUCCGCGUGCUGGCCGAGAAGCCUGAUGCGAAGGUGCUAAACUACUCCCCCGGUCCACUGGACACAGACAUGCAGGCCCAGGCCCGCUGCUCGUCAGGGGACGUGGAGCUGCGUCGCUCCCUCUGCUCCAUGUUUAGACGAGGCCAGCUGAUGAGCUGCCAGGAGUCUGGCGCCAAGCUCACGAGGCUCCUCCUGGACGUCGACUUCCCCACGGGAGCACACGUGGAUUACUGGAGAGUAACUUGUCUGUUUUCAUAGAC